Messenger RNA from Suillus subalutaceus, 387 nucleotides. RefSeq lists its product as uncharacterized. The annotation marks the transcript as partial. NCBI's taxonomy places the organism in Eukaryota, Fungi, Basidiomycota, Agaricomycetes, Boletales, Suillaceae. The record is from RefSeq and is a predicted model, not a curated record. The transcript is spliced from 2 exons.
AUAGGGGCGUACUUGACUGUAACACAGACAAACCAGUUGCUUGACCUUGUUCAUCGAUCUGCCAGCGGCACAGACACAUUUACAUUGCAGAGUCAUGAUGAGAUUUGCUCGCUAUGGGAAAUGGCUUCGCAGCGUUAUACACUGUUUCAAAAGGAUGUAGUAUCUGUUGAGCACUGCGAUGAGACACACGAGUUUGAAAUGCACUAUCGCCCCCUCUGGGACUGGGUGCUUGAUCUAUUGCAAGACAGCCGCCUCACAUACCACUUUGUAUUUGAUGCACAACGUCUUUCCAAAUUCAAUGGAGAGCAAUUUGUCUGCUUCAUAGAUGAAUCAUGGACUGCUGAUGCCUUCUGGAAUGCACAAGUAUGUCUUGUAGGUUCUUCUUAG